Diceros bicornis minor is the source of this 2010-nucleotide messenger RNA. RefSeq names its product PWWP domain-containing DNA repair factor 4-like. The record is from RefSeq and is a predicted model, not a curated record. Bases 1 to 2010 code for a protein of 669 amino acids. The transcript has a single exon. Lineage: Eukaryota; Metazoa; Chordata; Mammalia; Perissodactyla; Rhinocerotidae.
AUGGAUUCCGAAUAUGUCCUAUGCAACUGGAAAGGUCACUUUUGGCCAGCAAAGGUUUUGUCCAGAUCCGAGAUCUCACCAAAAAAUAAUAGGAAAAAGGCACUUUCUCUAGAAGUUCAAAUACUCUCAGUUGAUGAAAAAAUUAGAGUGAAAAGCACAGACAUAAAGAUGUCAAAUGAGUCUCAAAUUGAAUCCAUUGCCUCCUCGCUAGUGGCCCAGUCGAAGGCCGGUGUCCCACCAGAAGAGGAAGCGGCCUACAGAAACGCCCUUACAGCGGCACAGGAGAUUCUGAAUGAGAGAGCAAAUCUGGGUCCAGCAAGAGCAUCAGAUGAUCCAGAGACCACGACGCUGUCUCAGAAGGGAACGCGAAAGCCAUCUUGUAGGAAGUAUCGGAAGCCCAGAGGGAACUUACUGAGGAGUCUUGGGAAAAGCAAAAAACCCAAAUCACUGUGGGUGCGUUCAGAGAGGGAGGGCGCCCCAGAUGGCAUCAAAUCACAGGUGCACACAACCGUCGCUCCUAUUCCCAGGGAAGUGCAAACAACGUCCACACAAAGCUCCAGCGUGUGCCCAAACUUCCUGUCACUUUCAGAAGAUGACCAUGAGAAAGAGGGCAAGGAAAAGAGGGACACCUCAAGAGUUAUGUCCUUGCAUUGCACAGUCAAGGAGGAGGGUGCAGGUGCUCAAGAUGGAGGCGUCCUUCCAUCUCUGCCACCAGGUCUCAUCCUCACGGUGCCCAAGGCUCUGCAAGAAGAGGCACACGACACCUGCCCAAAGCCCCUGGCUGUCUCUUCUGAAUGCUCUACCUUCUGCGGGAAUGUCGAGGACCCUGGAGCGGGUGCCUGGAAGCCGGGCAUGGAAAGUGUGGCAGCAUCCUCCAGUGCCCCUAACCUGAGCCCACGUUAUUCACUCCGUCUGGCAAAUAGAAAAAGGAAGCUGCAGGGACCAGAGUCUGAGAGACAACUGCAAGAACUUCAACGUUUAGUUGACUCAAAGGCUGUUAAUCCCACCACCACUCCUAAAAAGGAUGUUGGCAAGGAAGCGGGACAACCGACCAGCAUGGCUUUGCCUCAGGAUCCCUGUCCCAUUGAAAGCGGAAUGAUGGUCUGGUUUAAAUUUCAAAAUCACCCAUUUUGGCCAGCAGUGGUAAAGACUGUCAGCCCAACAGAGCAGACUGCAAGGGUGCUUUUGAUUGAGGCAAACAUGCGCCUCAAAGAGAGCGGCAUUCAAGUUCCUCUUCGAAGAUUAAAGCAUCUGGAUUGUAAAGAGAAAGAAAAACUAAUAAAGGGAGCCAGGAAAGCAUAUGAGCCAAGUGUGAACUGGUGCUUCUCCCUGAUUUCCCACUACAGAGAAGGGCUCAGUCGCGGGUCUUUUGCGGGCUCCUUCCUGGACUAUUAUGCUGCUGACGUCAGUUACCCAAUUAGGAAAGCCAUCCAAGACAGCACUCUGGAGAUUGAUUUCCCACAGGUGAACUAUGCUGACCUGGAAGAUUCUGAGGAGGAGACAUCCCUGGGCGGGAAGAGGCCCCACAAGAGAAUUCUCCCUGACCGGAUGAAGGCCGCUUGGGACCGAGCCAACCAGAAGCUAGUGGACUUCAUCGUGGAAAGAAAGGGGGCUGACCACCAUCUUCUGGACAUUGUCAAAGGCAGGAAACAGUCCAGGUGGCUGGCAUCAUUUCUGAGUUCAAACAGGUAUGUGAUCUGCGUCGAAACAUACCUGGAGGAUGAAGACCAGUUGGAUGUCGUGGUAAGACAUUUACAGGAAAUCUACAAGCAAAUAGACAAGAAAAUGCUGAAUCUGAUAAGAGAUGACCAAGUGAGUUUUGUUCUGGAAGUUCUUCUGCCAGAGGCAAUCAUCUGUUCAAUUGCUGCACUUGAUGGAUUAGAUUACAAGGAGGCAGAAGAAAAGUACCGGCAAGGGCCACCUGUGCAUUCCCGGGAAAAAGAACUAUUUGAUAAAAACAUCUUAAAGGAAACGAGAAAGAGGUCAGCAACAAGGAGCAAGGCUCAAUAA